UAACCUGGUUUUUUGCGUCAACAAAAAUAGAGGGCCACUAUAUGGAACAUUUAUUCUUUACUUAACUUGAGUUAUACGCAGCACAAAUAAACACUGAUAACGAAUAUGCGGCCUUAUCGCAAAUAGGUGCUGAUAAUUAUGGACGAAAACGGUGAGAACCGCCGUGCAACUUCGCCACAUAUGUCUGUAAAAAUCGACGUGAAUGAAAACGAAGCUGACGAGGAAGUUGAGCAGCCCAUUACGGACGUAACCGAAGAAAAAAUCGCGUAUCAGCAGCGGGUGAUUGAGGAAACCUCCGAGACCCUCCGGUUUUUGGAGGAGAAAUGCACGAGGCUAGAGCACUUCCAAAAGGAACUCGAAUCCAAACUGGAGGCUGCCUUGAAACAGAAGGAGACUGCCGUGAAGGAGAAGGAAGUCAUGGUGAUUAAAUACGCCGUGGGUGAAAAGAAUGUAAUACGGGAACAGCAACUAAGGGAGCAAGCGGAAAAGAAACAGAAAGAGUUGCAAAAGGAAAACGAGAUUCUACAGCAUAGGGUGCAAACCAUGGUAUCAGAGAAGGCCCGAAUUUGCCAGAUGUUGGACAACAAGUGCUACGAGUUGAAAGGCGCCCAGCAAGAGCUGGACAAGGCGAAAACCGACCUGACUGCUUUGGAGACUCAGAUAAAAUGGUCGCAGAAUAGUCUUAAGUCGGAGAUGGAGGCCCACAAGGAGUGCCAGGCGAAGGUCGACGCGCUAACGAAAAAGGUGCAAAACUCGGCGGAGCAAAUCGACGAGGCCAAAAAAAACGCUGAGGACACCAUCAAGAGUUUCAUGACCUCGCAAGAUAACCGCGCGUAUGCUUUGGACCAACAGGUCAAGGAGAUGCAGGCGUCCUUGAUUCUCUUCAAGCACGAAAAGGCGGAUAAGGAGGAGCAAAUCAAAACGUUGCGACACGAACUCGAACGGGCGCAAACCAAACAAAAAGAAACGAUCUACGAGAACAACGGCCUUUCGCAAAAGGUGCAGCAGUUGGAAAGGGAGCGUCUGGACGUCGAGCAGAAGCUGAGCGAACUGCGAUGCUGCUCCGACCAGCAACGCCAAGACGCAGCCGAUUUACAGACCAAGAGCGUCCAGCUGGAGCAACUGAGACUCCAGCUGAAGCACGAACAAGACCAGCGGUCGGCCUCCAACGAUCAAAUCGGUCUACUCAAACUGCGAAAUCAGGAACUGGAGCAGGACAUGGAGGCGUGUCGAGUGAGGGAGGCGGAGUUGCUCUUGUUCACCCAGCAGCUCACCGACAAGAACGUCAGGUUACAGUCGGAAUUCUCGGCGCUGGAAACGAAGGUGCGAGAGUUAACUGGGGAGCAGACGGCGCUCAAGAGACGUUUUAAGGAACAAGAGACGAAGACGCAGCUACUGGCCGCUUCCGGUGCCGAAGAAAAGGCGAGAUAUGUUGAGGAGAUCGAGAUGAUGAGGGCCAAGAUCGAGGAGCAAUCGCAGCAGCUCCAGCGCGCCGUGCAGGAGGCGGAAGAUCAGAAAGGGGAGAAGGUAGUCGUGAAGAGGAAACUGGAACACUCGCUGAGGGAGGUGACCAGGGAGCUGCAGCACUAUCGAAAGAAGGCGGAGCGGGGCGACGCGGACCGUCCUGCCAGUGCGUCCCCUUCGCCGAGCACCGACGGCCGGUCCUCCGACAGCGAUCACACGCCCGACCGUCAGGCCUUGAUCGAGCACAUCGUCAAGCUGCAGCGGAUCAGCGCCAAAAAGUCGGAAAAGAUCGACUUCCUCGAGGAGCACGUCGCGAGCCUCGUAGCCGAGGUCCAGGCCAAAGCCAAGCUGCUGCAAGCCUACGCGCUGCGCGAACCGUCCGGAACGAUGACGUCAAACGCGACCGACAAAAACAAGGCGACGUUAGCGCAGCUCGGCGGGAUCAUGGCGUCCGUGUACGGCUCCCGGGUGGCCGACGACACGCUCACCCUAGAACUGUCGCUGGACAUCAACCGGAAGCUUCAGGCGGUGCUGGAAGAUGCGCUCUUGAAAAACAUCACGCUCCGGGAGAGCGUGGAUACCCUGGGAAAGGAGAUCGACCGGCUCAACGGCCAUAAGUCACCCACGUGACGCCUCGCCUUCCCCCCUUUUCCCAAUCCUUGCGAUCUCAUUAGAUUUAAUAACCCAUUGUGAGAAAUAAACCCGACUUUAUUAUUAUCAAACGAUAUCGUCGCUCAUUUCCGCCGUGUCCCUCGCCACCUCCUCAUAA
Molecule: messenger RNA, 2233 nt
Organism: Cylas formicarius (sweet potato weevil)
Lineage: Eukaryota; Metazoa; Arthropoda; Insecta; Coleoptera; Brentidae
Gene: Golgin104
Product: coiled-coil domain-containing protein 186
Exons: 4
Coding region: 139-2094 (651 amino acids)
Biological process (GO): vesicle cytoskeletal trafficking
Cellular component (GO): trans-Golgi network
Molecular function (GO): small GTPase binding
Source: RefSeq, a predicted model, not a curated record